Messenger RNA from Closterium sp. Yama58-4, 594 nucleotides. NCBI's taxonomy places the organism in Eukaryota, Viridiplantae, Streptophyta, Zygnematophyceae, Desmidiales, Closteriaceae. The record is from the annotation of a GenBank genome assembly.
AUGCCUUCUUCGUUCAUCCCCUUUAUCUCCCUCCCCCUCUCUCCCCUCCCCUCCCACAGGCCGACAAGUCUAGACACUGCGCUCUACGCCCACCUCAUCUUCAUCACACAGGCUCCGCUGGCGCAGUCGCAGCUGCAGCAGCUGGUGCUAUCCCACGCGCCGCUCCGUGCCUUCCUUUCAGCCAUGACCAACCGUCUCACCGCUGCCCGUGCUGCGCUGCAAGACGGCUCCGCUGUGCCGCCGCCACUCUCACGGCCCUUCGCACCCUCCACAGGAGCAGCAGGCAGGAAGGAAUCGCGUUCAGCUCAAUCAUCCACCGAAAGCAGCAAGUCGCGGUCCAGUGCUUGGUUGUUUGUGCUCGCACAGGUGGCGGCAAUUAUCGGGUACAUUGUUGUGUCGUCUGUUUCACUAGAACUUGGGGAGGAUGAUGAUGAGGAGGAGGAGGAGACGGAGAGGAGUGGGAGGAGGCAUGGGGUUUCGGGGAGUGAGAGGGGAGGGUUGAGAGGACGAGGUGUGGGGGAGGAGGAUGGUGAUGCUGAAGGGGAGGAUGGGGAAGAGGAUGGAGAUAUUGGAGAUGAUGAUGACGAUGAGUAG